Messenger RNA from Ornithorhynchus anatinus (platypus), 2409 nucleotides. RefSeq lists its product as uncharacterized. The coding region runs from base 640 to 1866 and encodes 408 amino acids. The record is from RefSeq and is a predicted model, not a curated record. NCBI's taxonomy places the organism in Eukaryota, Metazoa, Chordata, Mammalia, Monotremata, Ornithorhynchidae. The transcript has 4 exons.
CAGCCCCGUUACGAGCCAGCGAACAGAGUGAUCGUUAGGGCCCGGGAGCGGCGUUCGGAGGCCCCGACACCGGCAAGGUUCCGGCCGUUGGAGGCGGCCGAGCUCGAGCGAAGGACGUCCUAGGGAUGCUGGGUCUGGGGGGGGGAAGGUCGGAGCGCGGGGAACGGAGCCAGGUUGGCUGGAAAAAAGGCAUUGGGCCGCGGGAGAGAGAGGGAGGGGGCGAGGAGAGGAGGAGCCCCCCGGGCCAUCGGGCCCUUCCCCUGUCGGCGCCGCCCAAGGGCCGCUCGCAGCCGAGGCCCGAGCCCCGCGGGGCCCGGAGUCGUGGGCGGGCUACCGGUGGGGACCCCGGGGCGAGCGGACGAGGAAGGUGGACCGACGAUCGAAGGCGAGGGCCGUGCCGACGGCGCCCCCUGCCGGCCGGGCCGCGGCCCUCGCCCGGCCUCCCGAAGUCCCGACUUCAUUGGAUCGCCCCAAGGUCACUGGGCUCGAGAAGAAGGGAAGGAAUGGGCCUGGCUGGCGAAAGAGGACGAUGCCAGAGCUACUUCUCCAAUCUCUCUCGCUUAUCCCCAGGACGGAGAUUAAGGAGUGCCGUGGUCCAGAAUCCUGACUUGGGGCGUUUCUCCUCCCGGAAGAAGUCAAAUGAGACACAAAGACGCCCAUCCGCAAAAAAAAUCCAGAGCUUCUAAGAAUUGGAAGAGACUGGUCGCUUCUAUUUCUGCGAGAACUGAUAGUAAAGCAUUCACACCCAGAAGACUCUGUAACAGACAGCGCCUGAGGCCACUGUAUCCAUACAUCAACUAUCAUAUCCCUGAGCUGAACCAGGCUGUGAAAGGAGAGGUAGCUGAGAUCGAUCCAGAUCUGAUCCCAGUGAAGGCUGUAGGAUACCGGGUGGAGGCCAGCCGGCUGCAGUUCAGUUGUGCGGAGGCUGGCAGAAUGCAACCCAACAGUGUGGCGGCCAGGCAAGUGCAGGCCAGAAAUCUGCAAGACAGCAGGGUGGAGCUCAGAAGUGUGGAGCCCAGCAUGUUGCCGUUCGGAAGAGUGGAGCUUGGUGCGGUGGAGCUCAGAAGUGUGCAACCCAGUGUGUUGGAGCUCAGAAGAGCGCAGCCUAGUGGGAUUGAGUUCAGAAGAGAGGAGCCCAGUGACUCGGAGCUCAGAACAGUAGAACCCAGUGGCUUGGAGUUCAGAAGAGUGGACCCCAGUGGGUUAGAGGUCAGAAGAGGGGAGCCCAGUGGGUUGGAACUCAGAAGAGUGGACUGCAGUGGGUUAGAGCUCAAAAGAGUGGAGCCCAGUGGUUUGGAGCUCAGAAGAGUGGAGCCCAGUGGGUUGAGGCUCAGAAGAGAGGAGCCCAGUGACUUGGAUCUCAGAAGCGUGGAUCUUAGUGGCUUGGAGCUCAGAAAAGUGGUGCCCAAUGGGCUGCAGCUCAAAAGAGUGGAACCCAGUGGAUUGGAGUUCAGAAGAGUGGAGCCCAUUGGAUUGGAGUUCAGAAGAGUGGAGCCCAUUGGAUUGGAGUUCAGAAGAGUGGAACCCAGUGGAUUGGAGUUCAGAAGAGUGGAGCCCAGUAGGAUGGAGGUCAGAAGAAUGCAGCCCAGUAAGGUGGAGUUCAGAAAAGUGCAGCCCAGUGGGACUGAGCCCAGCCAAGUGAAAUCUAGCAGAAUAAAGCCCGUCAGAGUGGAACAAAGGAGGGCGAAGCUCCCUACGCUUUCCCUGGCAGACAAGAAAAAAAAGGAGCCAAAGCCCAUCAUCAACGUCCCUGGGAGAAUCCAGCCCAUCCCAGAGUUGGACGAAUCCACCCAAGAGAAGAUUAACAAGAUGCUCAGCGUGUGUGUGUCACACCUGGUGCCGCCUCUCUCCCCACCAUCUGAGUGACGACCCUAGUGUGGGCCGGGCCUCAGCUUCUGCCAGAACAUCCUGCCUCAUCCCAAGAUCCCCUUGACUUUUUGCCGCAUAAAACUGAUAGCUGAGGAAAAAAACUGCUCCUUGGCCAGCCUUUGGGUUGUGUCCGUUUACCCCAAAUAAUGUAGUUCAGUGGAAAUAAACAUGUGAGCUUUUCCUGGGCCCCAGACCGACUGCUUGGCCCUGAUUAGGAUGGACAUCUGACAGCUUCUGGCACCAGUCUGGCACGCUCUACUCUCUUCCUGCCCCAUCCAACCUAGAUUGGUUUCCCCACCUCAAGGGGUGUUCCCUCUGGUGGUUUUCACACUUGGAGAAAUCAUCGAAAACCAACAGCUUCAAAUCCAAUCAUUGGCCAUCUCCAACUGCUGAUGUUUCCUGAAAUUGAAAUGAAACAACCACCCCAGGAACCGCGAGAUGUCAUUAGGUUUCAGGUUUCCGUAGACUGGGCUAGAGUUGGGUUUUUUAGACAACUGGUCCACCGACAAGAGAACAUUAAACAAUUCAUUUGUCCACUGA